This is a messenger RNA of Xyrichtys novacula (pearly razorfish), 36733 nucleotides long. The record is from the annotation of a GenBank genome assembly. NCBI's taxonomy places the organism in Eukaryota, Metazoa, Chordata, Actinopteri, Labriformes, Labridae.
AUGAUUGCUUUCUUUAGGCUGAAGAGAAAGGAAGAGGAGGAGGAGGAAGAGGUGUGUGGGGGGGCUUUAAACUGACCAGACAGCCAUCCCUUCAAGGGCUGAUCUAGGCCAAACCGGGCCAGAUGUGGCCCCCUUUGGAUAAUUGGCCUCAGCUGAUGGGACAGAAGCAGCAGGCAACCAGGCCAGCACCUCCCAUUAGUGAGCUCCCUGGAUCCUGACUCCUUAAUCCGUUCUCAACCUCACCUACUAAUUCUGCACCGCUAGCAGUCCACGCACACACACACACACACACACACACACAGAUACAGUAUUUACACAUGAGGACCGGGGGGAGACAAGGGAAGGAAUGAGGAAGAAAGAGAAGAGAGAUUAAAGAGAAAACAGACAAACAGAGACUUUGAGAUGGAAAAAAAAACUCUCCUCUCACAUAAAUGUCUUGUGACUGACACGGAGCGACUGAGAGCGAGGAGAAAAAGGCGAAGAGGAGGUGAAGAGAAGAAACCGAGCAUCAGAGAGGCUUUCUGGGCUUCUUCCAGUGCGUGAUAGCGGCCCAUAUUUCCAUCCAGAGUGUUGAACGUACUCCCCGGCUGUGUGGGGAUGGGUUGAUGUGCAGAGCAGUAGUUGCAAUCUGAUACUGCCAAAUAAAGAUAACAAGGUCUUAGAAAGUCAAUCUGGACUUAAGUCUGCUUUUGGAGUCUCAGGAGGAGGAGAUGGAGGAGGAGGAGUGCACAGGCCAGCGUUUAGCAUGUGGGCUCGUCUGUUGUGGGAUUCUCUGCUGAUAGUAAUCACAGUGUGCGGUCGAAGCCAAAAAGCAGCCAGGAGCUUAACAUUAGCAGAGACAUUUGUCUGACAUUAGUGAUUUGAUCAAAUACACCCUGGACCAUGGCUGCCUCCUCUCAUCUGUGUGAGCAGAAACACAUUGUUGUCUGUUUUACAGAUAAAUGGCUGUUUCACGCUGUCUUCUUCUAUUUUAAAGACGAGAUGUCAGUCCAGCUUUUCUUUUUUUUGGUGGAAAGGAAAAUACAUUUUCUCUGGGAUCUGAGGAAAUCGAUGUAAAAGCUGUAUCAGAAACAGAGAGGGUCCCUGUUAAUGCUCGGAGAAACAACCGUUAGGUCAGUGAUCCGGACCAGGAGGAUUUGAAAGGAUGAAGCAAAUAAAAGACGCAGGAUUAAAGAGCAACUUUAGGGAAAUUAUGUAAAAGAAACUUUCAUUAAAAGGAUUGUAAUCUAAUGGUUGUAAUCGUGUCGAAUUCAGACAUUUGGUUUGUUUUUACUCAUUAAAUUAUUCAAAUAUUAAUAUUAGUAAAUUUACAAUAUAAUAAAUGGUUGGCCUCAUCCAAAUCAUCUCUGAGCAACUGAGAAAAAAGCAAAAAGUGUUGCAACUGUCCCCAGUCGCCCCUACUACUCAUAUUCAUCCAUCUACACCACAUUCAUUCACUGGAGGUGUAUUUUCCUCUGAGUCGCUGCUGCUCCAAGAGUGACAAACGUGCCAUCAGUUAAAUGGUGUUAAAAGAUAUUCGCUUAUUUGCACCAAACAGAGUCUGAGACAAAAUCUGCAGCGUUUGUGGAUUUUGCACAUAUGCCUGAUCUCAAACUCAUCGAACACCUUGAGAUGAACCAGGAACAAGUCAGGGCUUAUAGUUCAACUUUCAUGCAUCCAUUCCUCCAUCCAUCUAUCCACGCUUCAAUGGACACAGAAAACAAACUGACGCCUACAAUGUUGAUGCUAAUAAUAAGGAUGAAAAAACAGCAGAGACAGUUGGGUAAGAUGAUGCGCCUAAUUGGUCUGGAGGUAAUGUUUUUAAAUGAAAUGAUGAUGAUAAUGUUAAUAAGCAUUUUGGGUUCACCGGCUCCUAGAUUCACAUUAAUAAUUAUGAUAAUCAUCAUAAAGAGAAGGCUGACAUUAUGGUGAAGACAUACGGUUGGUAACAGCAUGAAGGUUAAAGUUCAGGUCAUGCAUUUGAGGCGUCUCUACUGUCCACAGCUAUUCUGGAUUAUCCUAACCACCCACUGCACCAUGAAUUUGAGCUCUUUUUUUUAGGCUCUUUUGAGGAGGACUCAGAGAUUUCAAAUCUCAUUUAUCCCCAGUGCUAUUCGUUUACUUACACAUUUGCUUUUUGCACUUUUCACAGCUUAUUAAGGCAGAUAUUUUCCAGUUUUGGUACUGGCUCUGGACCCAACAUUAUCUUUUUACUGAUCUUGUAUGUAUGGUGUGAUCAUGUUUGACUUUUAGACUAUUCUUACUGUAUUGUAUCUGUGUUCCCUGUCUUUGUGUGCUUCUGCUGCAACACUAAUUUGCCUUUUGGGACAAUAAAGAGAUUCUGAUUCUGGUUCUGACAGUCCAUCUGCGCUGACACCUGUCACCUGUCUUCAGAAAACAAGACCAGCUUUGAGCCUGAAAAGAGGGACCUGAUCAUACCUGUGUUUAGACUGAUUCCGUUCCCUUUGCUCAGUGGAUACAAACCUCUGCAGACAGACAUACUUCGUCAUCUGCACGCACAUAUCAACAUUAUUAUGUGUAUCGUAGACGGUUUUGUAUGCAAUGUUUGGUUCUAUCAAGCCAAGUGUGCACUCAGGGGUAAAUUCCUACAUUUCCCAGAAUUCCUAAGGUAAUCAUGGCAGGCCCAGGUCUUGCUCUUUUUGCUGUGAAAGAGUCUCAAUGAGUUUAGACGUCUUAUAUUGACGUUCUUUAAAACAGAUAAAGUAGAUCCUUCAUUCUUGCCUCUGCCACCCAUGCACAGACACACACAGACACACACACACACACAGACACACACUUGGCUGUGAAGUCACUCCAGUUUGACAGCACAGCCACUAAUCCUAAAAUGACGGUCAUGUGUCAGCUUUGUCAGAAUUACUGCGGUACUGAAACACAGUGUUGGCAGUAAAUAGAUCAUUUUCUCAGGACACAUAUAAUUAUGAUAAUUGAUGCUGUUGUACUUUGGCAUGCAGCAGCACGCACUUAUUGGUCCUUUAGAUAUGUGAUCCACUGAGGUGAUAAAUCUUUUGCUCCAUAAAUCAGAGUGUAUCUCUGAAUGAAGCUGAUUUCAUUCAAGAUAGAAGGAAACAUGAUUGAUUUAGGAUUAUCAGCUCAGGACGAUCAGAUCACAUCAGGAAAAUCGAAAUGUCACAAGGUACUGCAGGGCAUGUUUCUCACCGUCAGCAAUUUCUAUAAAAAGACCAAAAUAAAUGACGUGUUUGUUGAUCUCUGGUGCAUCAUGACUGGUUUUUUUUCUCCUUUUAAUUUCAGCCCCUUUGUUUAUACAGUGGAUUUAUUCAUUUUAGUGGGAAAUAAACUCUCUCGCUGACUCUGUAUUGACCUACAAAAUUAUUCAUAGUCAAGCUCCACCUCCACUUCGUGAGUUUACUAAAAAAAUCCAACCAGAUCAACCAGAGCGAGCUCUAGAGGUGACUGUGUUGUGCCACUCAGGAAAAGCGCUUUUGUUCGAGUCGUAUUCUCCUUUCGUGCAUCACAAUCCUGGAACCAAAUACCGAGCACCAUACGUGAACUCCCAACCCUCACAAGUCAUGGCUGUUGGAAAACCAGACCUGCCAUCAUAAUCAUGUCUAAAAAUUGUUUGUCAUGUCUAAUUGGCUAAUUGCUUUGGGGUACCACUCUAAAUUUUGUUCUGGCGUACAUCUUCUCAUUUAUGUAUGCAGAUUUGUUACUAAAGGGUUUACAUAAUACAUUUAUGUAUACAAACCAUGUGCAAUUUUAGACACACAUCUGCGUAGCUUACGUUAGCACAGAUGAAAGUUAAAACAAAGACGUUUAGCAAACUGUUAAAGCACACAAACCAUCGUCAUAUAAGAAAUCCGACGCUAUGACUCUCCACAAGUUGUCCUUUAGGACGUUAUCUUUGUAAACAAUCAGCCGAUCGGCCAUGUUGGAUAUACCGGUGAAUCUGACUUAGCAACAACAUGAAAUCUGAUUGGUCAGAAGUAGACACACAGUAUGCAAAACUUUAGAAAAAUCGACUGUGAAACGAAAAAAUAAAUGCUGCAAUAUUGCGGGACGGGAAAACGUUGCUGAUGUGAAUGCGCUUAUUGACAGGACAUGGGUUCAAAAAAAUAUCGACGUCCGAAAUAAUCGCACGACAUGUGUAAGGACCUUUAGUUAUGUUGUUUGUACUUUUAACAUGAUUGCUUUUAUGUUUAACAUCAACCUGCCAGUAAGACUGGGGAUGGAAAUUCGUCAUUAGGUUAUAAUCCCACAUAUUUACAUGUCGAUGUUCAUCAAUAUGUACUGUUCCCAUUUUAAAAAUAUAAAUAAAUAUAAAUAAAAUUUGCCUUUACACCUGGUUUUGCAAAUAUGUCAGAAAAAAAUACUUUAUGAUGUUCAGAUUUAUCCACCAAACCCCUCAGAUAUUCAUUUCACUGAGCUCUACAGUCUGUGGUCGGCCCUGUUUUUUUAAAUAGUGGCAGCUCUCCAACACGUUCCCUCCAAAAGUUGAUUGGAUUGUACCAAAUCACCAGGAGGGGAGUCCACAAUAAAGACAAACGCACAGAGACAACAUGUCAACUCAUUUUUUUCAAACACGCUUCAAAGUUUGUUAACAAUUCUCCAAGAAGCACAAAGUUUACUUCUUUUUUAACGCAAAAUGACCUUUUUAAAAAGACUUUCCAUCAGAAACGGAUGUGUCCAAACCCCUACACCUAAAAUGGAACAACCAGGAAGUAUAAAAGGGGUGAGAACCCACUUAGAAGGUUUUGCAUGAAGACCAGAGUGAAGAUUAGCAACAAGGGUAAGUUGCGUUUGUUAGCACUAGCUAGCAAUAGUUUAGCUUUCCGCUCAGCAAACAUAUGAAGCUCUGGUUCACCUCGCUGGUUUGUUUCUUUAACACAGAUGUUGUAUAUUUUAGAGUUUAACCCCCCCCUGUUUCUGUUGUUUAAUAAUCACAGGGUGAAAAUGAGCAGAUUUAGCUAAGCUAAGUGCUAGCCUUUAGCUUAGCGCCAAACAAAAGGCCGGUUAAAACAGAGUGUAAUGCAGAUUUCUUUGAUACUUGAGCGUUUGCUGCCGAUAUAACCUGCUCACCUUGAUAGUGUUGCUAAAAUAUCUCAGAUAGAAAAGACAAUGGAGCAUCACCAUUACUCAGCAUUAAACCAAAGGAUGACAGUGUUUUGCCCUCAGGCGCCCUCGCUCUUUCUUCUUCUCUCUCCACUCAGAGAGGCCACAACACUGAGAUAUUUGUGUGUUUGUUUUUGAUGUAUCCAUGAAUAAACGGCGAAGCUUAGCUGAACGAUCUUGUCUUAAAGAUUGAUGUGUUUCCUUUGGUGCCUCUAUUUUCUCCAUGUUGGCAUCAUAUGGCUUUUGUUUUUGCACCACAAACAGAUCUAACUAGAUGAUAAAGUCUUAACAGAAAUCAUCACAGAAUUAUAAAGAUUAAAAUCUCCCUAUUUUAUAAAAGCUGGAGGUCUUUUUACCUGCUAAUAAACCAAGUUGACAUUAAAUUUGUCCGAUUUCAAAUGGAGUUUGGUGGCGAUGGUCUUUUCACCUGUUUUUAACUUGUUUGCGGUUAAUUAAACAUAAAUCUAAAGCAUCAAUUCCCAAAGUAAAAUAAUACAUUUGUGUUCACAGGAGUCUCCAGUAACACCGACCCUGAUCCAGGAUCCAAUCACCGUGGAAACGGGACUUCGUACUGCUGCUUCUAACAAGGUAAAACUGCAGAGUUGUUGCACCAAACCCAGAAAAGGAUGUGUUUGGUUUACUCUCGUACUGGAUGAGGAACAGGUUUGAUCGGUUUCUUCACUUCUGUGUUCUGGCCUAAAUUUUCGUGCCAACAUACUUUUGCCGUCGUACGAUCAAUCAAGAAAGAUCAACGUGUCGGGAACUGGAGUAUUUAGUUCUACGCCUUUUGAAGAGGUUCCUCUCAGAUUUGAAUAGAAGCGUUUCGGUGUUGUCGUGGCAUUGGAGCUGUUUCAGUCACUCACCCGUGGCGGCUGUCAUACAUUUGUAACCCGUCACAGUCUGUACGGUGACUCCGCAAGGUUGUUUGGUGACCUCUGAUCAGCUUCAUACCGGAAAGGGCGGAUGUGAUAACCCGGAGUGUGUUUUCAAUGACAAAAAAGACAAACAUGCAACUUCUUGAGUCACUGUUUGUGAUGUUGUGGGUUUCAUGGCAACAGUAAUCCAAAAGCAAUCAAAUUUGAGCGGCGAUUCAGGAUUCAGCUUGUUGGUUCGCUGAUGUGAGGGUGGUUUUGUUCUCUGCAGUGUUAUCAUAAAAAAAAAUAUCUGGUUUUUCCCACACAGGACUGAAUUUAACAGCUGUUGGGGGGCCGAACUCAUGGAUGAGCUAAAAUGAACAACAGAGUGUGUGUUUGCCAACGUUUUUUUGGACAGGCUGAUCAUUUUUUCUGCAACUAUUACUAUAAUUGAGCCGAGUUUGGCUUCGAAAUCGACCUGCGGAGACUUGAAACACUAAUGAAAUACAAUUAGGUAUGAAAAAGUCGUCUAUUAGAGUCAGUCUGCUCUUAUUUAUCCAACGUGGUCAUUACCAAUCUGACACAUUUUCAGUUUUUGCUUUUUGAAUUUCUUCCUAAAACUUUGUGAAAUAUUAUGUAGAAAAGUAAUUUGACGUGUCUAAUAUCUUCAGAUUUUUACAACCACAGAGGCUGAUACAGCUCUAAUAGAGGCCUUCAGCUAUUGUUUGAUUGCAGGGUCAGUCUUUUUAUAUUACAGCGUCUGGGCAGGCUCUCUGAAUAAACUACAGGUUCAGAUCUAAAAAUAGGGCUUUGGUGUGUUUACAGGGUGCUGCAGGUGCCGGGCAGGUCUAAGAAUCACCUGUGUGGACCUGGUGGUGACAGCAGCAGCAAAAAAAUUCACAGGAAAUGAGAAACAUGGUAUUCAUGACGGACGGAGGGCCUCUGUUUGGAAAUUUUCUCUGUUAAAAUACACCAGAGGGGGGUGAGGUCAGCAGCGUUGAGUGCAUAUUACAUGGACGAUGUGCCUCCCAGUCUAUAAUGACAGAAACUAUGAAUAAGACACAUUCAGCUGAUGUGCAUUUUAAUGUCCUACUUUGACUCAUGGUCCAUUUGUUUACAUGGGGGAGCCGCGGGGUCAUGGCCCACACUGUCACAGAGAAUAGACGUGUUAUGUUGCAAAUUACCGCUCUUUCUGCACAUGCUCAGAUAUUCACUAAAUAUAAAUGAGGCUGUUUCUGCUGCAAUGAUUUCUCUAAGUUUUGAUUUUUACUUACAAACAUGAAAUAUCUGCAAUUACCACUCGGCUUUUUUACACUCUUUAAUAUCUAUAGCCAAAUUAAUCUGUUUUUUAAGUCAGAGUUUAUUUAUUAAAAACAAAUGAGCUGAAUCUUCAUUAAAUGGUUUAUGCUGAAGUAAAUGUUUAGCUUUUAAUAAGAAGACAAUACAGUGUAAUGCGGACCCUGAUUCAGGUUUUUAAGUCAUUCAGAAAUCCUCAAAAAGGUGGCGUUCAUAUUUAGAAAAUAAUUUAACCUAUGAUGCAGUUUAGAUUGUUGUUGCAUCAAAGGUCAGCUGUCUGCGUAACAUGGUUCAGAUUGAUGUCCUGGUGGUGCCGUGACCUUAAGAGUUGAACCAAAUUUAAAUUUUCUGAUAAUUUCAUCAUUUUUUAUUCCAGAACCAAAAGUACGGUGGCCGAGAACCGCCACUGCUGCAAAUAAAAAAGAAUGCAAAAAAAAAAAAAAAAAAACGCAGCAGAAGUGAGCUGCUGGGGACCAAUAAUGACGAUGCACCGGUGUUUUACGAUCUAGGCACAGAAGACGACGGGAAGAAGACGAUCAAAGAAGUAAGUUGAAAGGUUAUUUUUUACUUUCACUUCGUAAACUUUUUAAUAUGUCAUUUGAAUUGGAGGAUGCCGGUGUAGUAUUAGCUUCAGUUCAACUUCAUAUCAAUUUAGGCACUACAUAGCCUAACCAAAUGACACAUUUAAAAGUUUGAAAUUAAACAAUAACCUUUCUACUAACUUCUUUGCUAGUCUUCUCGCCGUCGUCUUCUGUGCCUAGAUCGUAAAACACAGAUGCAUCUUCAUUAAUGUUCCUCGGCAGCUAACAUCUGUUGUGAUCUUUUUGCAUCCUUUUAUUUUCGCAGUAUGUAACUUUUUCUGUUGUUGUUGUUGUUGUUGUUGCUUCGCCACUUGUUUUUUUCGUCAUUAACUUCUGUUAUUUUUUUAUUUUUUUAUUUUUUUCAUCUGCUCUGUUUCUUUUUUAUUUGCAGCGGGCUUCGUUUUUUUUUUUUUUUGCAUCAGUAACUUCUGUUGUGGCUUCUUUUUUUUUGCAUUCUUUUUUAUUUGCAGCAGUAGUGGUUCUCGGCCACCGUACAAACGUACGGAUCAACAAUUCUGUCUUAUAAUGAAAUAUUCAAAUUUGUCUUUUUGUGCAACCAACAAAAACCCACAGUUUGAGAGCCUGAAGAAUUGCACCCGUGUUAUUUUUAAAUAUCUCUCUAACACACACACACACACACACACACACACACACACACACACACACACACACACACACACACACACACACUCAGCAGGUCAGCACCAGUGUUACACAACAGCUUCCUCAUCACAUCUUUAAUAAUCUCAGUCUGAGAGAGAGAGAAGAGGGGGAAACUCUCUUACCAGAGAAACGCUAGUUCAAAUAUUUACCUUUAACGCUGCGUGUUGAACUUUGCCCUCCAGGGACAUGCGCGUUCGCGUUGCCUUGCGCGCUUGUUUAUAACGACAAGCAGGGAUUAUGGGUAACAUUUACGACGCGCUUUGUUUUUGUUACCAAUCACCACGAGCCUCCUCUGCGCUUUGGCCCCUCGUCAAACAUUUUCCAAAUCAAAGCCUAGAUACAGUUACAGCCAGUGCGCACGCCCGCUCUGGGUAAACACACGGCUCCUCUGUGCACGCGGGCGCGCCCAGGGAAAGAAUUUGAGGCCACGCGCUGCUGGUGUUACUGUUGUGACUUGUUAUGAAUGGUGAAGCUAUAGGAAAGUGAGGGAAGUCUGAAAAUACGUUAUUGGACAUACAAGCGUCUUAACUGAAAAUAAAACAACAAAAUUCACAUUACAUGAUUAAUUAAAAUGUUUUAGUGAUGGGCAAUGAAAGGGCCUCAAAACACCUUCAAGUACCAGACAUGUGUUAGCUAACAUAUUAGCUAAUAUGCAAGCUAACAUUCUUGAGACUUCAAAAUAAAUAAAUAAAAGAAACAAUGUCAGAGUCUCUAUAUUUAAGAUAUUUUUAGAUGUUUUACUGACUUUUAGGAGAUUAAUUCAUUUCAAAUGCACUUAAAGUCUGAGUUUGUGUCACAUUAAAUUUUUAAUUAAAAUGUUUUAGUUGCUUUUAAAGGGCCACAGAACACUUUCAAGUGCCAGACACAUUAGCUAACAUAUUAGCUAACAUGUUAGCCAACAUAUUGGCUAACAUGUUAGCUAAUAUGCUAGCUAACAUCCUUCAUACUUCAAAAUAAAGCGAUUAAAGAAAUGGCAUCAGAGUCUCUAUAGUUAAGAUAUUUUUAGAUGUUCUACUGACAUUAAGAAGAGAUUAAUUCAUUCAAAAUGCACCAGAAUUCUGAGUUUGUGUGACACUUAAUCUAAAAUCUCAUGUGAAAGUCUAGAAGGUCAACCACAGAAGCGUAUCCCGUCAUUUCAACCGUGUCAAAAUAACUCGCUGAUUGGGCCGAUACCAACACACAGCAGAUCGUUGAGUUAAAACCUGCAGUUUAACAGGUUACAUUGAAUUUAUAGACUAUUGUAGAUUUAAUUUCAGAAACAUAUUACAAAAAUAUGCUUAUAUUAACUCUUGAGAGACUAUAAAUAGUCUGAUAACCUGUAACUUUAUAAAAGUAUUAUAAAAAUAUAUAUAUUUUUUAAAGGCAUCACUUUCUGGACAUGCCUUGACCAUAUUUCAUUCAGAUAUCUAAAGGUGUUUCUGAGCCUUUAAAAAAAAAAAAGAAAAACAGCAAUAAACAGCUUAAUGAAUUUUAUGAAAUAUAGCCUAAUAUUUCCAAAAAUGUCCCAUCGAGCCCGUCUUCACAUCUGAAUUCUUAUCAGCUUUUGAUGAAACAAACUAGAUCAGGAAACUGAAGGUUAAUAAUGCCAAAUAUUAUCGGGUCAGUAGACUCGAUUUUAGUGUCACACUAUGAGGAAGCCGAUACUCUAAAUUCUUGAUUCUGAUUGGUCACAGUGUAGCAGCUGUUUGUCAGGAGGUCUGUUAUUUCUUGAUAGAGGACUUCCAUAAAUAGUACAUUAUUACAAAAGAUCACCACGCCAUUACAAUGCACUUAAGACAGAUGAAUAUUUGUGUAGAAAAUGAAAAUAUUAAAGUAUCAUUUGAACAACAACUUUGGAUUUAUAAAUGAAGAACCGAAUGUUAGGUCGCCUAUAGUUCCUAUAAAUAAUAGUAGGAAUUAAAUUAAUUAAAUAGGCCUACAGAGAGACUUGAUAUAUGAAACACACGGGCUUUAAACGUUGGAUUUGAACCAGCAGGUGUCACAUCACAAACUUACAUUGUUUUUGUUUGUUUCAAUGGUCCAAAGUGUGAUCCUGUGACUCACUAUCAGUCCAAAGACACAAUCAUGAGUGCCGCUCGCUAAUAUCAGUGUAACAGUGAGUAAUAUAGAUAUGGGGAUCUGUGCAGGUGUCAGGGAAUAAGAUAGGGUAUUGAUUUUAUUCAUACAGUGUUUGCACUUUGACAAAGAGGCACGAGAUUAGAAGAAGGAGUCCGUUUGGAGGUGUUUACGCGUUUGGAGACGGUAGGAUCGGCUCUGUGCGUAUUUUAGAAGAAGUAACACAGAGGAGGCUUUGCUUUGGACCCAGUUGGCAAAAGUAUUCCUUAAAAUAUGUGUAAAUGCGAUAAUAAACCCGACGUGUUAUGACUUCACGAAAGCAUUGGUCAUAUUAGAUAUUGAUAAACAUGUGGGACGCGUUAAAUCAUCGCUAUUAUUCCUAUUAUAAAUGGUCAAAAAUAACCUAUGACUUAAAUUAUUGCCCCAGACACUGAUCCGACUGAAUCCUGAAAUUGUAAAGUUGAAAUAAGGUUUGCAAAUCUGUAUGCGUAAUGCGUAAAUUUGAUGCGUAAUGAUGGAAAUAAGUGCCAAAAUAAACGCAUGACAAAAUCAAAUAUACCAUGGUUUAUACCGAGAUGCCUUUUACUCCCUAAAAAUCUCCCUUUUCCUGAAAUAAUCCAUUAAAACCGAGCGGAUUAAUACCUAACAGAUCAUUACCUCGACCGUUUAUUUUGCUCCUUUUUGUCUGAGGAGCAUGACCACUGUUAAACAAAUGUCCGCCUCUAAAACAUCAUCCUAUCGAAAAUAAACCUCUCUCUCUCUUUUCCUGGAGUUUAUUCAAACAAACAUGUUUCCAUAAACACAUGAGGACUUUGAAUCACCUUUCUGUAUACAGUUGAGUCUGAUAAAGUCUUACAUUAUCGUACAAAAACACGAUGCACUCAAGUUAAACAUGCGGGCUUCUCUUUUUUUUUCUUCUCUCAGUUCAAACAAGAAACAUUUUCAAAAUAAAAGUCACUGAAUGGGAGGGAGGGGGGCAGAUGGGCCGCUGGCACCCUGCAUAGACGGUAAAUAGAAAGCACACAGAAGCGAUAUAAAACAUUUACAAUAAGGGCGAGAUCUUUUUCUGGACUCAUGAUAUGUUCCACGAUUGUUCGAAGAAUCAUUGAUUGGUCGAGGGACGCCCUACCCCCUCCUCCUCUUCCCCCCGAGCUGGUCUUUAUAUGGAAGUCAAUCUGUGCCAUCUGAUUUUGAUUUUAAUUUCUAAAGCUGCAUCAAAAUCAGACUUUGAAUUCUGAAAAAUUUUGAAUUUUUUAUUUCCUACACCUAUUUUUUCCACAAUAAUGAAAGAAAUAAACAAGUGUAAAAAAAUCAAUAAAAUUACAAAAUUCUAUCCAUUGCUUCUCCCUUCUCCCAGUCUGUUUUACACUAAAUUUUUGACACUAAAUUUUUUUUAUGUUGAAUUUUUUUUACACAUUUUGUUUAAGUUGAACUUUCUCUAAACUAAUAUUUUUGAGAUACCGAUUUUCUUUCACACCAAAUUUAUUCCGUCAUUGUGAAAAAAAGUGUCACAAAUAAAAAUGUGUGCUUGAAAUUUGAUGGUUUUGAAAUUCAAAGUCUGUUUUUGAUGCAAAAAUUGAGGAAUCGAUUGCUUUUCCCUAGUUACCCAGAUGUUGAGUCAGUCUGUUUUAUACAAACAUUUUUCACUCUGAUUUUUUUUGACAUUGGAAUUUUUUUAAUGUUGAAUUUGUUUUUACACAUUUCGUUCAAGUCAAAUUUUUACUGCGUGAAUAUUUUGAGAGACCAAUUUUUUUACACUGCAUUUAUUCCAUCACUGGGAAAAAAUUAGUGUAAGAAAUAAAAAUGCGUGCUUGGAAUUUGAUGGUUUUGAAAUUUAAAGUCUGUUUUUGAUGCAAAAAUUGAGAAAUCGAUUGCUUUUCCCUGAUUGAGUCAGUCUGUUUUACACUAAAUUUUUUGACACUGAAAAUAUUUUUUGUUGGAUUUUUUGUUACACAUUUUGUAAGUCAAUGUUUCACUACAUGAAUAUUUUUAAAGACCCUUUUUUUUUACACUGAAUUUAUUUCAACAUUGUGUGAAAAACAUGUGUAAAAAAUAAAAAUGCGUUGAAAUUUGUUGAUUUUUGAAUUUAAAGUCUGAUUUUUUUAAGUUGAGUUUUCACUUGAUGAAUAUUUUGAGGGACUAAUUGUUUUUUUACACUGAAUUUAUUUCAAUAUUGUGAAAAAAAAAUAAGUUUAAGAAAUAAAAAUAUGUGCUUGAAAUUCAAAGUCUGAUCAUGAUGCAAAAAAAAUCAGUUUUAGAGAUUCAAAUUCAAACUCAGAUGGCACAGAUUGACUUCCAUACCUUUUAUAAGCGAGCACAUAAAGAAAAACCAUCCCAUUAAGCCUGUUUGUAUUUACACUGAUAUAUUUACAUUGCAGCUCUGUAACACGUCUUCAUCAUCAUCAUUUAAAAAAAAAAAAGAAGAAAUCCAAAAAACUGGACAUUUGAAUCGCUGUGCAAGUUCAUCGGUAAACACAUAAAACCCGCAUAAUCCAUGUUUAAAAAGAUGUUCGCAACUGAUCCAGUUUAGUUCUCUCUGAUUCUCUCGGUCCCGAGUCCGUUCGUCCGUCCGUCUGUCUGUCGUGAGUGGGUGGGUGGGUUUUUUUUAUUCGAGCUCGUGCCCGGCCCGUCAGCUGUUAUACUGACACGCGUUCAGACUGGAUCCCGGACUCUGCAGGCCGCUGUAUCCAAAAGUCGGGUGCUGUUUGGAUUUGAGUCUGAGGGUGGCCAGGCUCGAGUUGCAAGUGUCCCGGUAAACGCUGUACGGAGACCCGGGGGGCCCGUACGGACACGCGGACGACGACAUGGCCGAGUUGAUCCCGGAUGUGCCGAUCCCGUUCAGGUUGCUGAUGUUGUUGAGGCCCGGGGUGGGCAUGCCCGGCACGGCGGAGUGUCCCAUCCCGGACGCCAUAGUCAUGGAGGAGAUGGAGUUGGGCGCGGAGAACAUGGACUGUGAGGUGAGGGGGCUCAUGGAGUUAAAGAAGGUGAAGUUCUUGGUGGAGAGGGGCGCCGGGGUCAGGCCCUUGUUGGUCCAGUUGUUGUAGGUGUAGGCCGGGUACAUGUCGUCGUAGGGCUGCAUGAGGCCGCUGAACUGCGGCAGGUAGCUGUUCUUACACAGGUCCAUCUGCUGGUUCCGCUCGCGCUUCCUCCACUUGGCGCGUCGGUUCUUGAACCACACCUGCGGGAGAGAGACACACGGUUAGAGCCGGAGCACGAGGAGGGGGGUCACGGGAGGAAAAUAAAAAAAACUCAACAUUCAACAAAGAGGAAAUAAUAAUAGUGAAACAGGAUACUUUACAAUAUGAUUUUGAGCUAGCCUUUUCGUAAAUAAAGGAUUAUUAGGAUUAAUCUAUUAUUCUGUUGCGUCUUUUGCUAUGGAAGUCAAUCUGUGCCAUCUGAUUUUGAAUCUGAAUUUCUAAAGCUGAUUUUUUUUUUUUUGCAUCCAUAUCAGACUUUUAAUUUCAAGCAUGCAUGUUUAUUUCUGACACUUAUUGUUUCACAAUGGUGAAAUAGAUUUAGUGUAAAAAAUCAGUCUCAAAAAUAUUCAUUCAGUAAAAUUUGACAUAAAAAACUGUGUAAAAAAAAUUCAACAUUAUCAAAAAUUAUUCAGUGUCAAAAAAUUCAGUGUAAACAUCUGGGUAACCAGGGAGAAGCAGUCAAUUCCUGGCUCAAUCAUCCAUCAUCCAGCCAAUCAAUUAAUGCGAGAUUGGUCAUGUUACACCGACCCAGUGGAAGAUUGAAUCCAAUCGAUUGCUUUUCCCUGGUUACCCAGAUGUGGAGUUGGUUUGUUUUACACUAAUUUUUUUACACUUAAAUUUUUUUUAUGUUGAAUUUUUUAAAACAGUUUUUUAAAAUCGAAACUAAACUAAUAUUUUGAGAGACUGACUUUUUUUUACACUGAAUUAAUUCCAUCAUUGUGAAAAAAUUAGUGUCAGAAAUAAAAGUAUGUGCUUGAAAUAUGAUGGUUUUGAAAUUCAAAGUCUGAUUUUGUUCCAAAAUAUUCAGCUUUAGAAAUUCAAAUUUAAGAUCAGAUGGCACAGAUUGACUUCCAUACAAAAAGACGCAAAAAUUAGACGGAAUAAUCCUUUAUUUACGGGCGUAACCGUAUUAUCAAGUAGCCUGUUUGAGUGUUUGUUUGAUACCUGCUGCUCCUAAGGUGAACACCCUCAGACCGCGAGUUUAACCCACUUAAAUAAAAAUCAUCUCAUAAAACAAAAAUUAACGAUAAAAAAAACUCUAAAGUUUCAGUUCCUGUAAAAAAACCUGUAAACUCUUUGACUCUCUAUAGAGCACUUAAAUAUACAUUUUACUUAAAUAGUUUCUAUUAUUACAAAAGAUCCCCAUUACAGUGCACUUAUUUCAGAUAAAAUAAACUAGAUUAUUAUUUGUGUAGAAAAUUAAAAUAUUCAAGUAUCAUUGGAACAACAAGUUUGGAUUUAUAAAUGAAGAACCAAAUGUUAGGUCGCCUUUGUCGUUGUUCCGAUUAAUAAUAGUAGGUUUGAUCCUUUAAUAUAAAGCACUAAUUAAAUUGGCCUAUGUGUAGAUAAUUAAAACACGAGGAGGGGGAGGGGAUCAACUGAGAAAAAGACCUAAAAAAUAGACGGAAUAAUUCUUUAUUUUCGCGUGUAACCCUCUUAUUCUAAAGUGUUUGAGUGUUUGUUUGAUACCUGCUGCUCUAAAGGUGAACACCCUCAGGCCGCGAGUUUAACCCACUACAAUUAAAAACAUCAUCAUAGAAAACAAACAAAAAUUAACGAUAAAAAACUGUCUCUAAAGUUUCAAUUCCUGUAAUAAAAACUCUCUGACUCAGACGGUGUAAAGGAACAUUCCGUAGAUUAAACAGAGUGUGGUUUAGAUCAUUGACGGACUUCUCUUUAACACCAAUCUGUUUAAAGUUCUCAGACUCCAAGUUUGUUUCCAUCUCUGUGUUCUCUGAAAAGACUGUCUGAGCAAUAAUCCUCCUCCACUCGUGUUUAUUUACCUCCAACUGUUUUAUUUAGAAACGCUCACAUAUAUAAAUAUUGUGUCUCUCAAAAGGAGCAAAUGACACUUUUGUUUUUCCGAGAGAAACAUUUCCGGUGUUUGACAGUUCCGGAUCCUUUCUGCAGGAUCGAGUCUGAGAUUCGUGUCUACUUAUUUUCUCUGUCUGUAAUAAAAACAUGAAACUAUUGUCGUGAUUUUGAGAUGCAGAUCAAAUGGUGUAAAUUUAAAUUAGAUUAACAAUCACAACAAUUCUAACGUCGUUGAUUACAUUUGCUUUUAAUGUGAUCAGAUUAAAACCAGAUUAACUGAUUGAACUUUUUUUGCUCUCUUUGGCUCGAUUUUUUAUAUUCAUAUUUAUUUUUUAAGUUAUUUUAAAGCCUUAUUUUGUUAUUAAUGUGCAGAGGCGCCAAAAAGGGGGGACGUUUGGGGCAUAAAAACUACAGAAUUGUGCAGCAAAGAUUAAAUAUUUUUCACAAAUAUUUGUUUGCUGAGGAUGUGUUGGCAAAAAAAAAAAACAAGCAAAAAAAUAAAUUAAAUAAAUGAAUAAUAAUAAUAAUAAUAAUAAUAUCACUUUGACAAUAAAUAAAAUAAGCGUUAGAAAAUUCUGUUUAUUGAUAAAUAUUAUUUUUCUAUCAUAUAUUAUUAAAUUCCUGUCAAAGAAGUUUUUGUAACAAAGUUUCCUAAAUUAGGUUCUGAACUCAAACUGUCGUUUAUAAAUGAAUAAAUAAAUAUUUAUUUUUCUCUUUUAGUAAAAUCUUGUGCGUAAAAAUCACGUUUUUCGUGAUUUCUCAUAUUUAACAUGAACAGUGUAAAUAUUUCACUUUGAUCCGAAACAAAAAAAAAAUCUAAAACAAUAAAAACGGAUUUAAAUUGAUCGAAACUCCCAGAGAAGGACUGAGCCUGGACUUCCUCUCCUCCUCCUCCUCCUCCUCCUCCUCUUCUUUAAAACCACUCUGCCCUCUGCGAGUCAUUUUUAAUUCAUAGUAAAAACAUUUACAAGUGCUCCCAUCCGGCGGGCUCGCGCACUCUAUUUAUAGCAGCGCGUGGAUCAAACUGUCCACGGAGGAGCCCAUCGCUCAGACACGCUCAGCUGUGAACUCUGCCUCCGUUCGUGUCUCUCGAUAUGAAGUUUUCAUCUUCCCUCUAAUGAAACCAUGAAAUGCAAAUACUCCAAAUACAACCGGCUCCAUGUGUCAGCCUGAUUAAACACACGUGACACCACAAGGUCAAGUCCAAACACUUGAAAAUGUCAAAACAUGUUAUGAGGUUCUCAGAAAAAUAUCAUAAAUCACAAACACUCGUCUGCGCUCAGACUCCAGACUCUUCACUUUCAUUUCAACUCGUAAAAGCGCAAUUUUGAAAUUCACUCCAGACACAAAAUCCAAGUUUUCUCUUUUUGCUCUGCUCCCUGAAUGUCGACAUGAUUUUUAAAGAAACUGGACACGGUGCGUUUUUGCAGGAGGCGCCAGUUACUCCAAAUAAAAAACAACUUUUACGCACAAGAGCAGCCGGUGAGUAACGAGCAAAAUAUCAGUAAGAGGUGAGACAAACAUGCCGUUUAGGACAUAAUAUCAACUCAGUGAAGCAGUAAUUUUUAACCUUUUAAAUAUUUAAUGUCUCCUUGUUGAUAAUAAGCGCUAAAAUGUGAAUGAAUCUAAAACCAGCCUCCUGCUCAUUUCGCUCUAAUCCAGCUGCGUUUGUUCGGUAUGAAGCGUCUCCUCCGCGGGGACAAAUGAGGCUCCAGACUCCCCAUGAUGUCAUCCGAAGAUAAAAUCCCCAUUGGCUCCAUUAGCAGCUGAGAUAUACCCGAAACAAGGAGGUGUCAUUUCACACAAAUCCAAACAGCUUUUCCUGCACUUCUGUUAAAGAUAAUUCAGGUGUUUUUGUUUUAGAAAAAGGAGGAAUUUGGACACACGGAGAUGGAGAUGUCAGGGAUGAAUGCAGCUUUAUAUCUGUAAACGUCACAGUGAAGUCACCGUGUAUCAAACACUAAUCUACUUCCUCUGUUACAUUAAAUCCUGACAAAAUAGUGUCUUUGAUUCUGUAUUUCCUUUUUUAAAAUUUAGUCAGAGCAUCGUUUGAGAAAAAGAGGAAGAGACAAUCCGAAUAAAUCAAAGAAAUUAUAAUAAAAUAAAUAAUCUGUAAAAUAUAAAAGAAGAAAAGAGGUAUAAUAACUCUGUUUGAAUUCUCCUUUCUAGUUUAAAUACGCUUUUAUGCAAAUGAAAAGUCCGUUUUACAUUCAAAUGAGGAGGUUACAAACUCAGCACGUCGAUAUUUCAGGACAUGGACUCGAAUUUUUUAUUUUUAUCUCAAAUCUUCAGACUGAAUAUUUUUAAAGUUAUCUUUCCUCUGAUGGUUUACUCUAAAUUUAAAAUAAUAGAGCUAAAAUUAAACUAUAAUUACAUGAAUACAAACUUGGAUAAUUAAAUCGUUUGAAUAAAUUUCUAAAUAAUUCUUUUCCUCUUGAUUUAUUUGUUUUUACGCACACUUUACGCACAGUUUACGCACGGCCUCUCUGCUCGCUUACCCGGACUCUGGCCUCAGUCAAGUUGGUCCACACUGCGAUCUCCUCCCUGGUGCUCAUGUCCGGGUAGCGGUUCCUCUGAAAAGUUGCUUCCAGCUCUUGCAGCUGCUGGCUGGUGAAGUGAGUCCUCUGCCGCCGCUGCUUCUUCUUCUUGGGGUCGUCCGCGUUCCCGUCAUCGCUCCUGUGUUCAGCGCUCCUCUCCUUCUCUGUGAAUCACAAAUCAGGAUGGAAUAAUUCUGAUAUAUGUAGAUUUAAAGAACCCCUAAUGAAUAUAUGUUUUAAUAAAUCAGAGUUUAGAUGUUGAAAUUAAAUAAACAAGACAGCAAAGGAACUCAAAUUUCUGAGUUUCAAAUGAGCAAAUCCUCCGAGCUGUAAAAGAGUUGUGUAAAAAAUAAGCAGCAGAGGAAAGUGGCAGAUAAAUCUAAAUAUUUACAAACACGUCUGGGACAUUUCAUGGAUUCUCUCAGAUCUGCUUCACUGACGGAUCAAAACGACUUUCUUUACGAGCAGGUCUGCCCACUCUUAUCUCCUCACUGCUAUCGUGUAUUCUCCUCGUCCUAACGAGACUGCCUCGUUAAACUGAAGGGUCAACACGUGCAAAGGUUAAUCACUAAAAAAAGGGAAUAGCCUCUUUAGAUAUAAAAACAACUUUAAAGCCAUAAAAUCGCUUUUAAUACAAACAUGAAAUCACUUGAGAUGGCUCCGAGAAACACAAAUGUGGAAAAGUUGGAGAUAAAACGGCCUCCAACCUUUUCCUUUAGAUGGUUCAGUCUGAGUGCACUCACUGACAGCAGGCCGGGCUGCUCUGCACAUUUUCCCCUGACAGACCUUCGUGUCCUGCCAAACAUUUGUCUGAGCGAGAGAAAAUCAACAGAAAAGAGGGUGGAACUGCGGCGGAACGGAACUAUUUUUCUUCUUCUGUUUUAUUAAUGCGCAUUUAUCGUCGAGGCAGAGCACGAUUAGAGUUCACUUUCACUUAGAUUCACUACAAACACAGAAUUAAAAGCUGAAAAGGAGAAAGAAAAGACUCAUCCAUGUGCGUAAAAGUGGGAGAAAGCUUUUGGAAGACCGUGGAGACUCGAAACAAAGUGUGUAAAGAGAGAGGGAGAGAGAGUGUGUGUGUGUGUGUGUGGAUCUGCCUGAAGCCCUCUGACUGUGUACCUGCCAGCUCCGUGUCUGAAGACUCGCUGCUCGAGUUCUCUAAAGUUUCUCGGCUGCUGUUGGAGCUUCUCGGUAAGUGAAACGCGGGGCCCACGUCGCGGGGCGGCGGCGGUGCUCUCACUGUCUCUGCGAUUCUGUCCAAAUUCAUCCCACCUUUUUGGAGGAGAAGGAUGCGUAAAAGGAAAGGAAUCGGUGUUGGAUCCUCGUGUCGCUCAGAGCUCCUCUUUUUCUCUUAACGGGCAAAAAAUCCACACGCUGCUACAUGCGAGCAUGAGUCACGCGGGAGGAAUUUCCACAACAGUCAGCUCGUCCAAAAUGUGGGGGGAAAAAAAUCAGAUUUGGAGAUGUGAAGUCUGAGAUGUGACCCUGGUUCUUCCUCAGCGACAGGCCAGUGCGCGCUCUUCUUCUCUCCGCUGAAGGGAAAAGCUUCUGCCCGCUGUGACCGUGGGGAAGCUCGGGCUCACACAGCAGACCCACCCAUCUAACCUCCCCAAGAUGAGUGAGUCCCACCCACUGGGCCUGCCCGCUGCAAGAAAACAUUCACGCAGACAAGAUAAUCUGACGUCGAGGCCAAAGAAGAGCAAAAAAAAAAUCCUCUCAGCGCUUCAGGAUUUCUCUGAUUCAAACUUUCAAACUCUGGGAACCAUUUAACGCAUAAAAACGACCACGAUCAGAGCCAAUAUCCCGAGUAAACAAGAAACCCUGCAAGUUUGUAGUAGUUUGUUAUAUUAAAGGAGUCAGAGGAGGAACUUUUUACAGUGGUCAUUCACGUUUCCAGUCGUCGGGAGCGCGCAGAGCAGCGCUUUGCUGCCUGUGAGUAAAAUGGGUCUUUUAUUCGUGCUGGCAUGUUUGUAAUGUUCUCGGUGGGUGCGCUAGUACACACACACACACACACACACACACACACACACACACACACACACACACACACACACACACACACACACACACACACACACACACACACGGAGCUCGUGCACACAAUGUACAGUAUAUCUCAGAUAUGUACUAAGCUGAAUAAACAUUUGCCAUCUCACGCGGGGCCUGCCCAGUUACUGUUUCCACAGUGAAAAGUGCCCGAUGAUGUGGAGAUUAACGUGUGUGUGUGUGUGUGUGUGUGUGUGUGUGUGUGUGUGUGUAAACUGUCGCUCUAUCAGCUCAUUGUUCCUCCACAAAUAAACCUCCAGGACUAAUAAAAGCAGAGGCCGAGCAGAGCUGUCGUUACUGGAGCUGGACUGUUGAACAAACACCGAGAAAGUGGAAAUUAAUCUGCAGUUAAUCUGUCCCCCAAUGCAGCCACCGGCUCAUCAUCAUGUGUGUCAAUAAAGGUUAGAGAGAGAGAGAGAGGGAGAGAGAGAGGCCUGACUGAAUUACAGCAUCCAAACCUUUCAGCGCAAAUCCCCGAAUUACUGAUCUGAUCAGAGAUAACCUGAGUGCAGCUGCAGAGGAGAGCGAGAGAGAGAGAGAGAGAGAGAGAGAGAGAGAGAGAGAGAGAGAGAGGCCAGAAUCAAGGCAGGAACCACAAGAUUCAAGGUGUCACAUAAAGUUAAAAGAAACAGGAAAUAGAUGCAAAGAAAUCUAUAAAAACAUGUGAAUGUUGACUUUUAUUCCUCAUGAACCUCUGAUUCAGACAGACUGCAGAGCUCUGAGUUUGAGCUGAAGCAAAAUAGAUUAUCAAUUUUUAUCAUUUGUUUAUUAGUAAACUUAUUUUAUAACCAAACUACAAAACGUUUGGUCUGAACAAACAGGGGCAGACUUCAUGUUUGCGCCAGGUGAGAGCUCACCUUUAAUAACAGAGGAUUGAGUAGGAGACUGUAGAAACAUCAGUGAGAGAUUUCUUUUUUUUUUUUUUUGCCAUCUAGAGUAAUUUUGCCUUUUCUCAACAUUUUAACUCUGCUUGGACACAUUUACAAUAUCCUCUCUAGUGUUUUAGUGUUUUAUAUCGAUCCAAUACAAUGUAACUGCGUAAAACCAUUGGUUGUUGGAGACGUAAAUAGACUUGGAUGUGUCCUUACUUUGUGCGCAGAGCUGCAGAGCUUCAUCCAGAUGUUGACUUCCUGAUCUGAGUUUGAGAUAAACUGAGUAAAACUAGCAGCUGUUGAAAAACGCAAAAUAGAUCAUACCUUUUUUUCUUAUUAUUUAUUCAUUUAUUAACUUUUUUUUUUAACCAAAAUACAAAACAUUUGGUCUGAACAAACAGGGACACGCUUCAUGUUUGCGCCAGGUGAGAGCUCACCUUUACUAACAGAGGAUUUAUUAUGAUUGUAGAAACACUACUAAUAGAUUUCUUUAUUUCUUUUUUAGAGUAAUUUAGCAUUUUCUCAACAUUUUUAACUCUGUUUGGACAUAUUAACAAUAUCCUCUCUAGUGUUUUAUAUCGAUCAAGAACAGGGUAACUGCGUAAACCCAAUGGUUGUUGGAUACAUAAAUAGACUUAAAUUUGUCCUCAAUUAUCCAAUUAAGGUGUUAGAGAGUUUUUUUCCAGUAAGACUUUCCGAUAAGAGCUCCUUUUUUCGUUGAUACCGAAAUUAUCGAACCGUCAUGAUCGGGUGAAUUAUCUUCCAAUAUCAGACCUCCUCACGGACAGAGUUGAAGAACAGCUGACCCUGAAUUGUAAACGGGUUUCAGUCCAGAUGACUCGCUCCGAGUGUCUCCUGUAACCUGAUCUCAGUCGACCUGCCUGCUGCUCUCGGUGCCUCGGCGGCCUGUAGAGCCAACAUGUGUCACCGGCUCAGACCUCACCGUCUGAGAGCCGGCCUGUCACCGGCGCCAGUCUCGAGCGUUUUGGGCCUUUGUGUGAGAGAGACUUCUGACAUGAGAUCCCCGUCCGACCGGAAAACUCCCCUUGAGGCCUUUUCAACAGACUAUUGUGCGAACUCGACAACAAUCACUCUGACUCUUUACAAAAAUCUUUAUUUGGAGGAGAGGAAACUUCUGCUCUGAGAGCUCUGACUGUACGGAGAGAGAGGAGGAGGAAGGAGGAGGAGGAGGAAGGAGGAGGCCUCAUGAUUAUAGACCUCAGAUAUUAGAUAUGUGUUAAUAAUGACUCACUGUGACUAUAGGUAUAGUAUAGAGAUAUAGAUGGAUAGGUAGGUAGAUAGAUAGAUAGAUAGAUAGAUAGAUAGAUAGAUAGAUAGAUAGAUAGAUAGAUAGAUAGAUAGAUAGAUAGAUAGAUAGAUAUAGAGGUCAUGUACCUCUAUAUCUAGAUAUAUUCUGUUUAUAUAGAUAGUUAUAGAUAUAGAUAAAAAUAGAUAGAUAUAUAUACUGUUAAUACAUAGACACAUAGAUAUAGAUGGAUUUAUAUUUAAAUAGAGCGAUAGACAUAGAUAUAGAUGCACAGAUAUAUACUAUUUAAAUAGAUGUAUAGAUAUACAUAGAUAUAGACGGAUAGAUUUAUACUGUCUAUAGAUAGAUAGAUAGAUAGAUAGAUAGAUAGAUAGAUAGAUAGAUAGAUAGAUAGAUAGGUACUGUUUAUAGAUGGAUAAAGAUGAUAGACGUAUACGGUUUAUAUAGAUAGAUUUACAUAGAUAUAGACAGAGGUUUAUAUAGAUAUAGACAGAUAUAGAUUAAUAUAGAUGAAUAUGGACAGAUAUAGAUUUAUAUAGAUAGACUUAGAUGAUAGGCAGAUAUAGAUAGAUAUAGACAGACACUGUUUAUAUGUAUAGAUAUAGAGAUAGAUACUGUCUAUAUAUGAGCUAUAAAGAUAUAUACUGUAUAGAUAUAGAUAGGUAGCUACUAUCUAUAUAUUGAUAGAUAGAUAUCAAUAUAGAUAUAGAUAGAUAGAUGCUGUUUAUAUAUAGAUAGAUAUCAAUAUAGAUAGAUAUAUAUCAAUAUAGAUAUAUAUUAAUAUAGAUAGACACUGUUUAUAAAUAGCGAUAGAUAGAUAUUAAUAAUGAUAUAGACAGACAUCAAUAUAGAUAGAUAUAGAUAGUUAUAGAUAUAGAUUUAUAUAGAGAUUUAGACAGAUAUACAUAGCAUAGAUAUAGAGAGAUAAAUGUAGAUUGAUAGAUAGAUAUAGACAGAUACUGUUUAUAUAGAUAGAUAUUCUGUUUAUAGAUAGAUAGAUAGAUAGAUAGAUAGAUUCUCUUUUGUUUUUUGUUUUUUAAUAUAAUGUUCCGUCCCUCUCGGACCCUCCAGUCCUGUUUUCGCCCUGAUGACCUGUUUUAGACCUGAACCAAUUUCGCGCCACCAUAAUUGCAGUCCUAAACCGCCUCACCAUUGACCUUUCUGAGUGCGUAAAAUAGCUCGUGCCAAAGGUUUGCGCAUGAGGAAAAAGGUCAAAUCUACGGACUACAGGAGACCCGAACACCCGUGAAGUGACCUCAGGGACCUGCAGGUUCUCCUCCUGUUAGCAGGUGGUUUUGACUAUGCAGAUGGUCAGAGUGGAAACGGUCACUUUAGCACCGAUGUGAGAGGGGACAUGUGAACUUUUACUCCAACAAGAAGGAAAAAGGAGAUUUUCUAAACCUUAGAAACUGCACCAGAGAGCAGAAACUACAGUUAGGAGGCCAGUCCGGAAUACUGAAGGAUCUCCAGCCCACGGAGACCCUCUCCAGUGUUAGUGCUCGAGUGUCUGAUAGAUGAGGGUAAUCUAAAUACUCAUCCUCCUCAGCCUGCAGCCCGGCUACCCCGAGUCCCGCUCCUCCUCUGCUCACGGAGGGCACUUGCGUGUGAUGGAUGACUUAAAAAGCCUUUCCAUCCGGCAGGACAGGUUAAAGGCCAGAGCUCGAGCAAACACUCAUAUUUUUCCACCGAGAAGUGAAAAUAAACUCCGUGAACGCCGUUAAUCAAACACCAAACAGGCCUGCAGUCACGCUGCUGUAUUUUCUCCUCCUUCUCUCAUAAAUGUAAAGAAACAAAGUCGAGCUAAUUAACCACGAGGCCCAAAAAACACGACAAAAGCAUUCAGAAAAUUAAAGGAGCAGCAGUGGAGAUGUAACAGGACACGGAGGGGUAACCAGAGACGGACGGAGCUGAUUGUUUCCAUGGUGACGGUGUCUCUGCUGCGUCCUGUAGGCCUGUUUGACCUGCGCGUAAAAGCCAACAAACAACCUGACCGAGCAGGUGUGAAUAAAACAGACCCCGACAAGAAAUUCAGGAGAAUAAAAAGAACAAAUAUUAUUUUCCUGAUUCAAUAAUCAAGUUCACUCAGAAAGCUCCACAUGACAACCAAAGGAAGGGUUAUUCUUCCUGAUGGAUACACACACAUGUAUUUAUAUAUGCUUCUCUGUGUUUACAAAGUGAUUAUAUUCCACUUCAGUCUCUAGUGGGGUCUAUUAAACCUGAAUUUCCUCUCCUAGAACAAACAAAGUCAGACGCGCAGAGAUGAUUUAAUCCGCCAGUCUGUCUCAAUCAUUUUUAGUUUUUGACAUUGUUUAAUUGGAUCUGUUUUUAUUUAAAAAACAUUCAAACUUGUAAUUUUUAAAUAUUUCUUCACAUCCAUAAAAACGCGCCCCUAUCUCAACUCUCAUGUCUAUUAAAUCCAGGUCCAUUUAUCCCAUUUCUCCAAAAACACCAAACACAUAAAAUCUACUUUUUUUUUCUUUUGAGUGAAGUUUUAUUCUUAUUUUUGCCUCAUUAAUUCUUGUUUUAAAACUGAAAACAGCUCAACAGGAAAUAACUCUCAGACUCUCAGAAAAACAGAAACACAAAAUAGAUUAAAAGAUUCUGUCAGAGCAGAAACACAAAAACAAAAACAUUUAAACCUCACAUCAGCUCAGAGAGUUUCUGAUUUCUCUCCGCUCGUUUUGCAUCCUAUCAUCUGAUAUUCCCGCAUGUCCGCGCGCUCUUAAUCUCACCUGCGUUAAUUCAACAGUGCCAAAAUUGAGAUUCAUGUUUAUUCCUGCAUGUCAGACUAAAUGAAAACCGGGAUUUUAAUGUUCUCAGACCGUGCGUAAAACCGUGCCGGACUUACCUGGGUCCCCGCAUGAAAUCCCGUUCUUGGACAGAUUCAGUUCCAUCCCAGUGACCUGGAAACAAAAAACAAGAUUUUAUUUUCAAAACAGGAGGAAUAAUAUAAAUAUAAUAUCCUCAAUUUGUCUCUGAACAGCUUCUGUGGGAGUUAGAUUUGUCUGUUUUUGUGGCCUCUAAAUGUGGAUGAUUCAAUUUUUUCAAGUCCAGUUGUAACCAGAACCACCUUUUCGUGAUUUUAUUCUAUAUUUUUCUUCAUCAUUAUUAUUUUUUAUCAUGUCUGAGGAUUUAAAAUAAGAAAUGAUUUUGUUUGAAUUAAUUCAAAGUUUAAUGUGGACUCAGGCUGCAGAGUUUUUUUAUUUCCAUCAUUCUCUGAAAUUGUUUUUUCAUGAUUUAGACUCUAUCUCUGAUACAACAUCCCAGUUUACCUUUGCCAUGACAGCCUGUACACACACACACACACACACACACACACACACACACACACACACACACACACACACACACACACACACACACACACAGCUCCUCUUAUCUCCCUCUGCUCCUCACUAAGUCUUCUCUCUCUCCUCUCACGCUUCACUUUAGACUCACCAAAGUGCAUCUAAACAUGAAUGCGCCGCUGCCAAACUCUGAAAUAUGACGGUAGGGUUUGAUUUUCUGACAUUUAUGCUUCUUGUGUUUCGCUCUGACUCCGUUUGAGUCGCUUAUUUUGCUGCAGUAGCUGUGCGUAAAGACUGCGUCCACUCUUCUCCGGCCUCUCUGACCUCUGCUGUCUCACUAAAUAAUCACAUCUGCAUCUGUAGACGUUCAAUGUCUCGAUCACAUCAGAUCUAAACUCGGUCGAUUACUCGCUGUCUGAGUUAGAGAGCGAGGUGACAGCAGGCAGCCUGAUUCAGGGUCUCUGAGCAGAAAAUCUGAGUGUUUUUUUUGACUCACCGGCUGUUUCCCAGCGGAGAAAAGACGAUAAAAGAAGAAAAAGAGUAAAGCCUCAGAGUUUCUCCAUGCAGCUGUUCAGUAAAUCCACUUUACGCGUCGGCUGCGCCUAAACGUCCGCAGUAAUCGGCGCUUUGGUUGCGUCUCUGCGGCGCUGCUGCGGUGGUUUUUCUUCCCCAGCGCGGUGCAGCACGCCUCGCAGUGACGUCACUGCACUGCACCGCACCCCCCCCCCCCCUCUCCAACCGGCCAUCCACCACCAUCCAUCUCCCACCUCCACAAAUAUAUCCCCCCUUUAACUCCAGCGUCCUCUCCAUCACCAACAACUAAUCGGACUGAUUAAUCGAUUAAAUCAACAAAUCUGAAUCCAUCAGGUUUCUCCUCAGUUUUCUGGUUUUUAAAUAUAAUUAUUUCUUUUUCAUUUUCACAGUGAGACUAAUGAGCAGUCAGACUUUUAAUCGAACAGAAUGAUCUCUGAAUUAAUCGAUAACAUUAAGACCGAAUUUAGUCGUUUCCUCGGUCGAAAAUAGUCGACAUAUACUUACUGUUAGUUCCUCCUCUUUUGAGUAGAAAUAAAGGGUCUCCUAGUUCAACAUGUUAACUUUAUUCUUAAUGAGACAUAAAAAACAUCCUCUCAAUGAAACUUUUAAACUUUUAAACUCAUUUUAAGUCCUAAAACUCAAAGUCUCGCACACACAGGUCCUUGCGAGGCGGAGCACUUUAACUUCGAGUUUUUUUUAAAUCUUACUUACUGUUAAAUAUUUAUUUGUUGUCAUAGUUAUUUAUUUAGUUGAUACCUCUUGUGUUUCCUGUUACAUCUGCUGCUGUUGUGAAAAUCUGAAUUUUCCUCUUUUGGGCAUCGAUAAAGUUUUAAUCUUUAAUAUUCCUGACUUUGAACAAAACAGACACGAAUCAUAUUUCAUGUGUUAAUUAACACAGAAAUGAAACGGUGAGUUAAUUCAUCACCAUGGUUACCACGGCGCUGCUUCGUUAUUAUUUUGAUCCUCAUGAAAAAUCAAAAUAUUUAACAUUAAAUUUCUUCAUUGCUGUUAAACCGUAUAUAUAUGUAUAUGUGUAUAUAUAUAUAUAUAUAUAUACACACACACAUACUAUACUCAAAUUUCAUUUCCCCCCAAAUAAUGUAUUUAUCCGUAUUUUAAUAUCAUUUUUAAUCGACAUAGUUAAUGAAACAUGUUCGAAGAAGCUUUUCUUUCUCUCUUGUUUAAAACAUGACUAAAAAUAACUUCAUUUCCUUUAAUUCCCCUAAAUUAAAAUCUUAAAUAACCGAGUGAAAAAGUUUAAACUUUCGAUGAGACAGAAACUGAGUGUGACCGUGGAGUUUGUGUGUCACGACAUAACAACACGAAGAAACGAAACAUUUCUGUAAACCUUUAAAUCCAAAGUCAAUAAACUCAUGAUGGGCUCCGUUUGUUUUGUCGCGUAAAAGGCCCGAAAAGGCGCAGAGACGGAGCAGGCCGACAGGAGCCGAACCCGAGAUUAGAGCAGAUUUGGACCGUAAACCCUCCGGCUGAGAGGAUCACAGAGGAGAGGGUUUUUGAUAAAUGAAUAAAACAGACAACGAAAAAUAUGAAACUCAGAGUUUUAGAGUUGAUCUAAAAACCCGAAUCUGUCUCGGGCCUGGUGUGGAAGCAGCGCAGAGUCUCGGAUCUGUGGCACAGCUCCACAUUUUUCACUUUACAAGCUCCCUCUUUUGGCCGGAGACUUCGGGGAAAGUGUGAAAUCUGUCCCACCCUUCCACACUUUCCUUUUGAGCUCGGCCAAGAGGCAAAGCCGAGCUCUGAGAGAGGGAUCCUGAGGGGAUUACUGCGGAGCUGCGGGCCUCCCUCCAGGACACGGACGGACCUCCUUCCCAGAGCGCAUCACAGACGGCGCAGACGGCGGAGGGUCUCUUGACCACUUACUAUUUCACCUCUACAUCCCGUCAUUGUUACUUCUGCACAAAGAUGGAUGUGUUUGCAGGUACAGGUGAAGAGCAGGGAUGUAAUCAGACCUGAAACUGGAUCUUUAGGUUAAAUUCAGGUAAAUUCAGGUCAAAUCUUCUGCUCAUAUUUGCUCUUAAUUAUGAUGUUUAUCCACUCAGUUGUGUUGCUCUGAUUUAGAGAUUAUAAUUCUAAAACUAUCAGAUUAAAUUCUUCAGAGUUUGAGUCAAAUGAGGAGAAAAUCUGCAGGUGCAAACAGUCUGCAGGUCACAUGACCGACCCUCCACCCCCAUCUCCAGCAUCUCUGCAACUGUAUCCACAAGAUAGUUAUAAUAAUAGUUAAUACUGGCCUCUGUAAUUGUCUACCUGUGAGGCCUGCAUUGCUAAAUCAUGACACUCACACACACACACACACACACACACACUCUGGCUGUCUGUAUAAUUAGGCGGUAGGAAGGCAGGCGGGCAGGAGAAUGCUGUGAUUACUCAACGAGUGACUGGAGGAGUUAAGUAGUGCCCUGAAGGUGAGGCCGCGGCCUCAACUCUCCUGUGCAAAUAGGUGGAGGGAUUAUUUCGCCUGUUUCCAGUGUGUGUGUGUGUGUGUGUGUGUGUCUGUGUCUGUGUGAAGGUGUGUGUCUGUGGCCAGGGCCUGUCUGAUGGUCACCCCGCAGCAUAAAUAGUCAUUCCAACAUAACAGGAGGGCUGAUGCCUGAUCACAUGAUCACACCCUGUUUGAGGACGAGUGUGCAGAUGGAUGUAAAGAAUGUUAAAGGGAUAUUCCGGUGUAAAUUUAAGUUCAGGUCCCACUUCAGUAAUGACCGCACAAUAGAAAUACACAGCGGUCUACGUCUCCACGUGCAAACCUUAACCAAAACGCCACUCUAUAGAAACAAAUAAGGCUCAGAACAGCACCUAACUUCAUCAACAGUACAUAUAGGGUCCCAGUCACAGCAUUAGCCACCAAACAUCUUUUUAACUUUGCCUGAUUUCUUUAGCAAAGAGACUAAACACAACUCACCUACUCUCUUCCAGCAGCCGCUUUUUUGUAGGGAGACCUAGGACGAGUCCAUUAUGGACCACAGCGGGGUGACGCAGCUCAAGGAAGAACAUUUAUGAUCAUUUCUUCAUGGAAACGCAAUCAGACAGAGACGCUAAAGCAGAAGAACUACAGCGUCUGCAGUGAAAAAUGAUUAAUAUGAUGAUUAUUACUUCAAGGAAAUGAUAAAGAAAUGAUCAUAAAUGUUUUGCUUGUUUGUUGUUGACCAAGACCAUUAAGAGCUUUAAAAACUAAUAAAAGAACCUUAAAAUCUUCUCUAAAAGACACAGGUAACCAAUGCAGAGAUGAUAAAGAUAAUAAAACCUUAUAGCAUUUAUGAGACUUAAUAAUUGCGCUUGUAAGAGGUGGGCUCAUAUAUAGUGUUGCAGAGAUGGUUAUAAUUAUCAUCAAAAUGACAGUUAAUGUGUCCCACCUACAUGAAAACACCAGUGUGUGAUACUGGAGGGUCGACCGAUAAAAAAAAGACAUGACCCGACACCAAACAAAGUUAAUUCAAUGUGAAUCCUGUUGGGUCAGUGACCUCGGGCUCCUUUUUUCUCGUGAAUCCCAGUGAGUCUGUAGUCCAGGACCGUCCUGGACCGCAGUGAGUCUGUAGUCCAGGUCCUAACGAAGAAGUAGAUCUGGUGGCAUUAGCCUGUGAGGCCUGUUUCCGCUGAGCGAGGACCAGAGGAGUGCUUUUGAACCGUGUGUGUCGUCUUGACUCUGUCGGAUAGAUCAGGAGGGUUUUUUGAGCUUGACGCUGGGCAGCUCUUCAGCUUUUUGUGACUCUGCUGCCACUUCUCUAACUCGUAGCAGAAGCAGAGAGUCGGGGAGCCAAACGCCCGAGCAGAAACCAGAAUCCUGAAACACAACAGCCAUGAUAGUUAGUGCAUUAAGUUUCCUCCUCUAUGGAUAUAUCUCUUGAAUCCUCGUGAGUGAAGUCACCCUCUCAUCACUGCAGCGAUUAUGAGGCAUGGAUGUUGUUUUUUUUCUCUUUAAGCAGGACUCCCCCUUGAAGUGUGUUAGAAACGCAGAUGUCACCGUUUCUAAUCAGCAGUGAAAUUAGCGAUGUUUUGAUUGCGCAGGGCUCGGAGAUUACCAACGUAAACAGGUCUGCUGCGUAGAUCAUGGUUUCAAGAGGAGGCAUCAUCCCUGUUUUCCACUUUAUACAAACUCGACGGGCCUCUACGGCUUAGUGCUGAUGAGAAACGGACGUCCAGCUUCCAGUUUUUAUUUAAGCAUCAACAUAAUCUGAUGUUUCCUUUUUUUUUUUUUUUAAAUGGCAGACCACCAAAACGGACUAACCCAGUACCACACUGACCCUGGUGAGAGACUUCUGAGGAUCACUUUCUUCAGCUUAAUCAUCAAAACAGGAUAAGAUUUUCCCUUAUCGUCUUUAUGAAGUGAUAUCUUCUGGUUUCAGAGCAGCAGUCUGAAAAAAAAGCUCUCAGAGGUGAUUUUAAGAAAUGGAGAGUGGUUUGCAGAGCUGAAAUGUGAGCAGAGUAAAAAUGAUAGAAAGCCGAUCGAUGAUGCUAAUCAAACACCAACUGUGCACCAAGGUCACCGCUAAAAAGCUAAACUAGAGCAGAGUAAGAACAGCUGCUGCAAUGUGACUGCUAACGUCAAUGCUAAUAAACCUAGAUUAAGUGAAUUUAAACUAGACCAAAAUAAUCUAGACUAGAAGAGAGUAAACUAUAAUAAACUAACCUCGACUAAAAGAAACUUAAUUAGACUAAUCUAGACAAGAAGAAAGUAAACAUAAAUAAACUAAACUAAACUGGACUAGAAGAAAGUAAACUACAAGAAACUAAACUGAACUCGAAUAGAAGAAACUAAACUAGAUAAACUAAUCUAGACUAGAAGUAAACUAGAAUAAACUAAACUAAACUUGACGGGAAGAAAGUAAACUCAAAGAAACUAAACUGGGCUAAACUAAACUCGACUAGAGGAUACUUAACUUGACUAGAAGAAACUCAACGGGACUAAACUUAUCUUGAAUAGAAAAACUAAACUGGCCUCGACUAGACUAAACUAAUCUAGACUAAAAUAAUCUAAACUAGAAUAAACUAAACUCGACCAGAAGAAACUAAUCUCAACCAAAGUAACCUACACAAAACUAAACCAUGUUUACAUAAACUGAACUUAAUUAUACAAUACUAGAGAAGAAUGAACUAAACUAAACUAUGCUGAACCAGGAUUUACUAAACUAAACUAGACUAAACUAAUCUAGACUAGAAGAAAGUAAACUAGAAUAAACUCAAUUCGACCAGAAGAAACUAAUCUCAACUAAAGUAACCUAUACAAAACUAAACCAUGUUUACCUAAACUGAACUUAAUCAUACAAUACUAGAGAAGAAUGAACUAAACUAUGCUGAACUAAAAUUUACAAAACUAAACUAGACUAGUGAGACCAGAGUAGAAUAAACUUAACUAGAUUAAACUAAAUUUAACCAGGAUUUACUAAACUAAAUUAAUAAAGACUCAACUAGAAUAAACUAAACUAAACUGAAUCAAGAUUGACCAGACUUGACUAAACUAGACAAAACCAGAACUAAACUUGACUAGGUAUAACUAAACUAAACCAGAACUUGCUAGACCAGACCAGACCAGACCAGACUAGACUAGACUAAAUAAAUAAAAAUUAACUAAACCAGAACUUAGUACACUAGACUGCAAGAUUCUCUGUUUCAUAAUCAUUGAAGAUCUCCCAUCAGGAGAUCAAUAAUCGUUUAAAGUUCUGUCAGGGAUCUUGUUGAGUCUGGGAUCAGCUAGGACCAGGUCCACAGGUCCAGGAUCAUGUAACUGAGUUUCGACUUCGAGUGUUUGACUCUCUUCUCCUCUAGAUCUGACUUGACCCCAGAUGACCCCAGAUGGUUUGUGGGUAUUUUUUUAGCGUGCUCCUUGUUUGGUUCAGUCAGCUGUAGCAGAGACAGAGACAGAGGAUCCAGAUGAGUCCUCAUGGAUUCAGUCCAAUAGGAGUUCAUGUCCAGAGGCAGAGGUCUUAACAAUAAACCAGCUCCACUCUCUGCACAGUGAGAUUUUAAGCUGCGGAUAUUUCUCCCACAAUGAAGUUUCCGUAUCUGUUUAUCCCCUCAAUCCACCUGCAUCUAUAACCGAUAAUCCAGAGGAAUAGGACUGUUCAGCGUUCACAAAGCGGGAGGUGUUAGAGCAUCUGUUUCAUCCAAAGUGGGAUUAAAUCACUGACUUUUACUCAUUUAGGAAGUUUGUCUGGGAUCUGAAGAGCGUCUGGUUGUUGUCUCACAUCCCGCAGAAACUCUCUGUUACGCUGUAAAAAGACGUUUCUAAUAUUACGAACCUUUAAAGAAAUCUGCCUGAUUGAUUGUUUUAUUUACCGUCUCUCUCCAACAUCUGGAUUCUGGCCUCUAGAGCGACACACAGCGCCGAACAAGCUUGGCUGUGGUUCGCCAAGCUGAGAUUUAUGGCGGAGGCUUACAGCGCUCUGCAGUGUUUGGGAUAGCGUUGCCCUGAGCCGUCCCACUAAGAUCACAACGCUCUCUCCUCCCCUGACUUACAGAGGAACCGUCUCCCCCCUUUUUUUCCCCCCUCAGUCUGUGUCUGUCACCAGUGAGGGACAAUAAAUCUGUAAGGUCAUGUGGCCGCUCCGAUUACAGGGUAGUGUUGACUGUUUGGUUUGGAGCUCAAGAGGGCCGCGUGGUUCUUCACAUUUGAGUGAUUUAAAUGAUCUGUGAGCGAAACGAGGCCGCUAACGGGUUAAUAACUCGGUAAUGACUAGUUAAUAACUGGUUAAACUAAUUUCUGCAGCCGUUUUGAUGUAUUUCACACUGAAUACAACAAUAGAAACUCAAAUAAAGGUGCAGUUCGCUAAAGAAUAAAAAACUACUCAUAUUUAGGUUCGAGUGUUGCAUUGAUUAUUUCCAAACCGGUGAAUUUACUGAACCGAGUUUAACAAAAACAAGAAGUGAGGAGCGUUUAAAGUCCUGUCCAGCUGCUCUUAGGAAGCCGACCAAAAAUCGUCUCUCUUUUGCAAUCUCAGAAAAAAAAAAAGAACAACACAGCCAAAGAUAUUUUUUACAUCAGGCUUCAAACAUGUUUAUUUUAUUAAAAUGACAAUGAAAAACAGUCUUUGUCGUUUGGAAACUUUCAGUCUGUUGGUUUUGGUGCACCGCGAGGACAGAGUGGUGUGUUUUUGUGUUUCUGCAGAGGUUGGGUUUGUUUGUGUCAAGGACGGGACUCAAACCAACGACCUCAAAACCGCUAUCAUGAUAUAAUCUACGAUACAUUAUAUUCUGGUAGAUUAAAGUUAAUCCAUUAAAAGUUAUAACUUCACUAAAGAAGUCGAUCGUGACGCAGAUGGUCAUGUUUCUUUUUUGGGUAAUUUUUAGUUGUUUUGUGACCCUUUAAAAACUCUUUCCAGGGACUUUACGUACUGUUUGAGCUGAAGGCCGUGACGUUGUCAUGUGGCGUUCAAACCAAAAUCAUCUACUCGCUUAAUCUAGCCGCAUGAAUCAACUGUAUUUAUUUGCUCCUUUCACUCGAUUUGCGCAUCAACACAGUGCCUAAAAGCCGUGGUUAGAUGCUAAUGCUAAUUUCAACAGUGAUCCUUGCCAAUUCAACCGGCGGGAUCAAGUGAUAGACAACGCUUUUUUACGAUUUACGAGAUAACCCGACCUCGUCACUCACUUUCCUCCAGGUGAGCUCCUUUUUAAUCCAGUUUCGGUAACCAAAACAAGAACUAUCAUACACUUCAGGGCACCCACACACUGACAAGUUUGUCUUUCAUUUUCGACACCGGCAAACAUCUUCCGAUACGUUUUCAUAAACCACUCUGGAAUCUAAUUACCGAUUGGUUAUUGCAACGUGAAUACCAUCUUGAGUUUCUUGACUUGUAGAAAAAAAUUGAAUUUUCUGUCCAUAAUUUUUGGUAUCAGGCAUUAAAGGGCUACACUCUUGCUACUUCGUGCGAAUGACUCGCUUAAUUCGCAUCAUUCGCGCUGCCAGAAUUAUACAAGCGUCUAAUCGCGUUUUUGCAUUGAUCUUUUUUGGCCCCGCGAGGUCAGAUUCACAGACGUUUGAACAUUUUGCAUGUUGUGUAUCCUGCAGCACUUACAUAUAUGGGCGGAGCUGCCAAGCGUCACGCUUUAAGUGUGACAGUCCCACAAUUUGACCCAUUCUCACGCCACACUUGACAUUUCUCAUGCUUAUUUUUCCUUAUUCAAUACCCUGUAUUACUUUCUUUCAUGAUAACAAGCUUGGCUUUCCAUAGAUCCAGUAACUCUGAUUGACUGACCGAGAUAACCAAUCCAUCAGUCCUUUGUGCCUAAACCUAACCAACCACGGGAGGCACCACGCAGUAUAAACCAAUCAGAAGCAACGUAAGGCGGGUCUUGGCUUCUCUAAUUAUCUUGUACCCAGCUAAAUUAUUAGAGAGUUAGUUGAAAUGCAAUAUUGACAAAUAAAUGUAUUUCAUCAAAAUUCUUGUUACAAUUUUCAUUCCUAAUUUCUGGUUAAUUAAGACGAGCAUUAGGGGGCCACAGUGCAGGGAGAGCAGCUGGCAUGGAGGUGAGAACAUCAGUCUUAAGGUAUAAAUCGAUGUUCAAAAAGGACAAUUUUUUUUUUGACGAACACAUCAUAACGCUAAAGUCUCACUCUUGUCAUCUUCUGAAACUUGGCAGCCCUGCAUAUAUGGGAUAUAUAUAUGUGUGUUUACAUGUUUGUGGGGUUCUUAGUACCUUGCUCUAUCGCAGGGCGUGGGAACUCCCAAAGGUUACUUGAGGAGGAAGGGCGCUCCAGCCUCCACGCUGAUACAUGUGUGUAUAAACUUACUGACAGCAGGAUGGAAAAACAACCUGAAAGUAGAGUCGAGAGUAAACCAGGAAAAGAGAGAGACAGAGCGUCCGAUCCGACCCGCCCAGGUUUGGACCCGUAGCUCUCUUUGUAUUCCCCUGCCACAAAGAUUUAUUAUGCAAACAUUACCGUUCCCAAAAAUACAUAUUGAAACAAAUUUUGGACAAACACAGCAGACAAAGUGAGCGUCCUGCGCUGUCACGGGAGUUUGGCGCUCAGGGCGAGGAGAGCAGCGAGUGCAUUAAUAGUCUCGCUUCAGGAGCCGUGAAAAGGUGAGCAGGCUGGGGCGGCGGUGUGGGCCGUCACACAAGAGCGAGGGACUGUCAGAAGAGAGACAAAAACGCAGGGAGGGAUGAUUAAGAGGCCGCCUCGCUCGGCCUCCCUGCCUGUCAGUGUACCUGCCUGUUCGGGGGAACCGGCGCUGAGAAAAGGCCUGAACUCGGAGAGUGUAAACAGUUGUAAACACACUCCCACGUACAACUCUCUCUCUCUCUCUCUCUCACACACACACAGCUGUUUGUCCUCAAACAACUGGCCCUUCCACACGAAGGGAUCGCUGCAGGUUUGAGGUCAUUCGCGGACUUGUGUAGAUGCUAAGAACAAGGGUUGGGCAUCUUAGGUAAUAAUGCCGAUAUCAGAUCUGCAAGCAUUAUAAUCAAUGUGAGUCAUUCCACAGAAUCUGUUCAGCAUCAGGCUCCACUGUGGAUCGACCUCAGUGGUCGGAUCAGAUACGCAAGGCUUCUAUUUUUGCUGGACGCUGGAGCGCAGCGCAUCAAUUCAGUGCAGCGCAGUAUGAGCAGUUUAAUGACAUUACAGAGUAAAAUAUCCGGUUAAUUUUCAAAAUAAAAUAAAGUCAAUACAUUGAUCUGUUCUUAACUUGAUAAUAGAAGAGGCCAGGGUUGUGGGGUGUGUGUGUUUAUAUACACUGAUCGGCGGAUCUUAUUCUAUGACUCACAGGGAAACACACGAGAUCUCGUGAGAUCUCGUUCAGUCUGCUGAAUAAUAUCGGUCAUCUCACGAGUGCUCCUCCUCAGAUGGCGGUGGAAGAUCAGAUCCGGUUAGUGCUGUAUCCUUGUGGAUCUGAACUGCCUGCCGGGCCAGAGUGGAGUGGAGCCAUUCUGGAUCCUGUGGGUUUAGCCAGUUAAGGUAUCGGUUAAUUUUCUCAUUCCUACUAAAAGAGUUUAUUCAGGCUCUGAGACGCUGGAAAAAAUCAGGCCGGCCUGCUUCUCCAUCUCUCUCCAAACCGUCAUGAAACAGUCUCUAUAAAAUCAUCUGCAUGCAUUUCAAAUCCUCAAUUUUCCCCCCAUUCGAGAGCUGAAACUGGAAUCUGGUGUAUUUUAUCUGGAAGUGUAUUUCAUGACUCUCACAUGAACGCCAGGUGAGGAGAUCCAGAGAGUCCAUUUGGAUGGCGCUCAGUGGCGAUAUACUGGGCGAACAAAAAUGACUCUGGCAAUUGUGGUUCAUAGAAAAAAGGGUUCUCCUCUGAGUUUGGUGGUCGGCGGUUUGUUUCCAGCUUCUGUAGGUCAGUGAGACUCUGACCUCGCUGGGUUCAUUGUGGAGAAAUCUAUCGAGGCCACAUCUAUCGACUAUAAUCCAAACAACAGUAUGCAUUUUGUUCAGAGUUUGCGUGUUCUUUGUAGGACACCGUGAUAUGUGAUCCAACUUCUCUCAAGUCCAACAAGUCAUGGACUGAACCUACGCGAGCUCGUAUUUACAAACACACACGCAGACUCCCGUCCUCCCUCCGAAAAAAAAGUGAUGCAUGUGUUUUUCAGAAAGGACACGAAACUCAACAUGCCUCCUCUCUUGUCUCUUUUUCUCAGAGUGAAGUUAUUCAGGAGGGAGAGGACGACGUCGCCCCGCCGGACAAUUUACUGCCCUCCUCUGGGAAUUCCACAUGA